AUGUUGUUCCUUUUACUGGUGAUGGUUAAGUUGUUAGAACAAAAUUCUGCCGUCAAAGGGGCACUGUAUGAGGUCACAAUCGAUUCCUUUGAACCCGUGUCCAAUUACGACAAGACAGCCAUUUUACUAGGGACUAUUCGCCUCACUCGAAUGUCACGAAAUAAUUUUGUCGUAACCGGCGAUGUGGAGUAUCUUAAAAAUUUUGGAAACGAAUACACGGUUAGAAACUCUCUCGAUAGGCUCAUAUAUGCGAAAAGUGAACCUUUCUGCGAUCUGUUCAACUCGCCAUAUGUAUUUAUGAAGAGAUUCCGAGAGGCUUCCGGCGUUCCGCCCGGUAACUAUUGUCCACUACCGAAGAAUCGGUACGUGGUGGACAACUUUAGGAUACAGGAUACUGAUCUGCCCUUGGUAGCACUAAAGGAUACCUACACCAUUUCCGUGGAAGCGACAGCUGUCGCCGACGGGCACCGGGUGAUAGCUUUUAAAUUUAGGGUUACUAUUAAGUAA
Molecule: messenger RNA, 507 nt
Organism: Sabethes cyaneus
Lineage: Eukaryota; Metazoa; Arthropoda; Insecta; Diptera; Culicidae
Exons: 3
Coding region: 1-507 (168 amino acids)
Source: RefSeq, a predicted model, not a curated record